Molecule: messenger RNA, 1785 nt
Organism: Daphnia pulicaria
Lineage: Eukaryota; Metazoa; Arthropoda; Branchiopoda; Diplostraca; Daphniidae
Product: aromatic-L-amino-acid decarboxylase-like
Exons: 11
Coding region: 77-1672 (531 amino acids)
Biological process (GO): amino acid metabolic process; catecholamine metabolic process; serotonin biosynthetic process
Molecular function (GO): aromatic-L-amino-acid decarboxylase activity; pyridoxal phosphate binding
Source: RefSeq, a predicted model, not a curated record
AUCGCUUCCCUCUUUUCAAGAUGAAAAUGUACAGACAUGCGCGCAUCCGCCCUCUUUCCCUCCCUACUUUAGCCAAAUGUAUAAAAACCAGCAGAAUUGGACCAAGCUCGGCACUCCCACUCCAAGUCUUUCUCCCCUUCACGACAUCAUCUUCACGACGUCUCGCGCCUGUAUCUAUUCGAAUUUGAAAUCAAUUACAAGUUGUUUUUGUUUACUUGAAAACAUGGAUGCGCAACAGUUUCGCUCCGCUGCUCACGAGAUGAUUGACUUCAUCAUCGACUAUCUGGAAAAUAUCCGCAGCAGGCGUGUCCUGCCGACGGUCCAACCCGGCUACAUUCGGGAUAUGAUACCCGCAACCGCACCAGAACAAGGGGAGCCAUGGCAAGAAAUUUUCCAAGAUGUUGAACGAGUUAUUAUGCCUGGGGUAACUCACUGGCACUCUCCUCAUUUCCACGCUUAUUUUCCCACUGGCAAUUCUUGGCCGGCUAUUUUAGCUGAUAUUUUGAGUGACGCUAUUGGUUGCAUUGGCUUUUCUUGGAUUGCGAGUCCUGCUUGUACUGACCUAGAAGUUGUCAUGAUGGACUGGUUGGGACAACUACUCGGUCUUCCUUCUCAAUUUCUCGCCUGUUCCGGAGGGACAGGAGGUGGCGUGAUUCAAGGAACGGCUAGUGAGGCAACCCUUGUGGCUCUCUUGGGAGCAAAAGCGAAGGCCAUCAAUCGUUUGAAAGCAAUGGAUCCAGAAGUCGAUGAAAGCCAAAUUGUCGGUCGAUUGCUUGCUUACUCUUCAGAUCAAUCGCAUUCUUCGGUGGAAAGAGCUGGAAUUCUGGCCGGCGUUCGGGUUCGUCUUCUUCAAAGUGACGAACUUUUCAGUCUGCGAGGAGAAACUCUAAAAUUGGCAAUGGAAGAAGAUAGAGCUAAAGGAUUCAUCCCGUUCUUUGUUACGGCAACUUUGGGUACAACACCUUCUUGCGCUUUCGACGACCUGUCCGAGAUCGGCCCAGUCUGUCAUCAAUUUGAAAACAUUUGGCUGCACGUUGACGCCGCCUAUGCUGGCUCAGCUUUCAUUUGCGAUGAAUACCGCCACCAUUUGAAUGGUCUAGAGUUGGCCGAUUCGUUCAACUUCAACCCGCACAAAUGGCUUUUAGUCAAUUUUGACUGCUCUGCUAUGUGGUUGAAAAAUGCAAAUGAUGUGGUAGAUGCUUUCAACGUCGAUCCUUUGUACUUGAAACACGAUCGACAGGGACAAGCACCGGAUUACCGGCAUUGGCAAAUUCCCCUGGGGAGGCGAUUUCGCUCACUGAAACUCUGGUUUGUAAUGCGUACUUACGGCGCGGAAGGACUGCGGGCUCACAUUCGCCGUCAGAUCAAACUGGCCUGUGAAUUCCACCACCUGGUGGUCAACGACGAUCGCUUUGAGGUUCCAGUUCCUCCUGCCUUAGGCCUUGUUUGCUUCCGGAUGAAGGGAGAAAAUAGUUUGAACGAAACAUUAUUGAAAAGAAUCAACGAUGCGGGAAGGAUACACAUGGUGCCGGCUAAGCUUCGCGGACAAUUCGUUCUUCGACUGGCCGUCUGUUCUCGUUACACCGAAUCACGCGAUAUUCUUUUUGCUUGGCAGGAACUUAGAAGUCACGCCGAUGCUCUAACGGGUCAGCAACAACUGUUGAAAAACUGAAGUUAAUCUGUUUAACAUAUUAUUCAAUGUUGUAACAUUUCAAUGUAUCGCGUAAGAACCCCGCUAUAAUCUGUUCUACUUAUCACGUCACGAAGAAUACACGAAUGAACAUU